AUGCACGCCUCUUCUCGAGGCUGUCUUGGCUGGGCGAACGUCGUUGUCGCCCUGCUGGCAGCGGCGCCAUCGGCGCAGGCCUUCCGUCCCGGUGCCCUGGGGUGGCUGUUUAACGGGUUGCUCUUCCUCUCGCUCGUGCCGCUCGUGGUUGGGCCGCUGAUCUCGUGGUACAUCUCCUCCAAUCUGAUCGAGGGCGCGUGCCCCGAAUGCGGAGCGCCGGUGCAGGUGCUCAAAGGGCAGAGCGGCACCUGCUUCAGCUGCGGCUCAAGCUUUAGCGACGACAGGGACGCGUCGACCGGCGUCUUCACUCGGCAAGGCGCGGCGUCGUCGAGCUGGUUCGGCGAGGGCGGCGCCUCAGAGGACGGCGUGGUGGAGGUGGACGUGAUCGUAGACGAUGACUGA
Emiliania huxleyi CCMP1516 is the source of this 402-nucleotide messenger RNA. RefSeq lists its product as hypothetical. Lineage: Eukaryota; Haptophyta; Isochrysidales; Noelaerhabdaceae. The record is from RefSeq and is a predicted model, not a curated record. Bases 1 to 402 code for a protein of 133 amino acids. The transcript has 2 exons.